Messenger RNA from Liolophura sinensis, 2693 nucleotides. Its product is annotated as coiled-coil domain-containing protein 115-like. Gene Ontology annotation, biological process: vacuolar proton-transporting V-type ATPase complex assembly. The record is from RefSeq and is a predicted model, not a curated record. Bases 165 to 785 code for a protein of 206 amino acids. The transcript is spliced from 3 exons. NCBI's taxonomy places the organism in Eukaryota, Metazoa, Mollusca, Polyplacophora, Chitonida, Chitonidae.
GAUAUUCAUGGAUGUGCGUAAGGGCUAAUAGAUCCUAGGACAAUACUUGAAGGUGACAGCCCUGCAUGAGGACGGGUCACAGUUUUCGUUUGCAGAAGAAAGUCACCAUUUAUGUACAUAUUGUGAAAGGUAAAGUUGACUCUACCUGAUACACAUUCCCAACAAUGACUGAUGAUAAAGGGAGACAACUGAUGGAUGACAAAGUUGUGGACUACUUCAACACCUUGGACAGUUUGUACUGUUGUCAACAGGAAUUUCAAGACCAGCUCAGCGCCGGAUUUUUCAACUUGUCCAAAGCGCGUUACACAAUGGGUGUGAAGGCAGUUGGUGCUUUACAGUUUGAUGAACGUGAAACGACGCCCUUAGCUACGAUCAAUGUGAAUUCAGAAGGAGAUACCACAGAUUUGUUUGUACUGGUGAGGGAAGGGUCAGAAGUGAGCAGUACCAAUGAGGAAUCAGGAAAACCCAGAAAGCGAGGGCAAAAAUGCACCAACAAAGACGACACUGAAAAAGAAGAUUUUGACGACAUGGAUUGGAUUAAUGAUCAGAUAAAGAAGAUGGGCAUUGGAUCCCUGGAUGGACUUCCUACAGAGCCGAAGUCCAAGCCAGUGAACCAGGACCCACUCAAGUGGUUUGGUGUUCUAGUCCCACAAACACUGAGAGUUAGCCAGAAAAGCUUUCAGGAUGCUAUACAGCUGGCAGUGGAAAUGGCCAACUUGCGACACAAACUUCUGACCAUCAAAAACAGCUAUCAAGAGCUUGAGAAAGCCAGAGUAGAAUCGUGAGGAAUCUUAGGAAAUUUGAAUGAUGGAAGUUUUGACGUUUUCUUUAUACAGGUAUCAAUCUAUGUAGCACGUAACAUUAUUAAUAAUCAGGAGACUGAAUAAGGAUUUCGGGAAUAACAUAUAACUUAUUGAAAAUGAUGGUUGGAAAUGCGAGAAAUUUCAUAACAAAACCUCCUGGAACCCUUCUUUACUUGCCAUGAUAUACAUGCAUGGUGUGGGUAGAGGUGUUACUCCAGUUGUAGCUUGCCUGUUUUCAGAAAUACGUUUUGCUGGUACUUGGUCCCAAACCUCCAGAUUUUAUUACUCCAAGUGUCCUUCACUGGUGAACCAAUCCACCCGGUGUAGGGGGAAUAUACCUGAGUAAUUUAUCUACCUGAGUUUUUAAGGUGUGCUUUUGUUUGUCAUCUUACAGAAAUGGAAGGGAAACCCAUACAGUGGCAAGUGGCUCCUUUUAUAUUACUCCUAGCAAUCACAGUACAUUAUAUAACCAGGAUUCACUUCCCUAAACUUAUAAUAUAAUUACAACUCAUAAUUUGAUUUUUGAACAAGACAUUUGUCACCUUUUCUGAAAGGGAAAUCAGACAAAUAUACAUACUUGUAAAGCUAAUUUGAAUAUUUAAAUUAAAGAUUAUUUUUCAUUAUUAUUUUUAAGUAUUUAAGUAUUAUUUGUGUUAAAUUUUAUUUAAACGUCUUGAUGCAUUUGUGAAAAAAGAAAAAGGAUGUGAAGUAAUGUAAUUUGUAAUUAACCAAAUCUGCUGGUCUUCCUACUUGUGAAACAGUCCUCAUGCACUAAGUUGUAAGUCUAACUGACUCAAAUGACCAUCAUGUAAUGUUUGGUCCAAGUCAUUGCCUAAGGACAUUAUGGAGUUACAACUCUCGCUGCACCUAUCGUACAUGCGGCUUGAAGUUUGUAGAAAUCAUCACCAUGGAUACUGCACAGGGAUUUGAUUCCUUCAGGAGCUGUCAGAAUUAAUCUGCUUACUGGCACAUGAUGAUAUAUGAUGCCACCCUCACAGAAUUUCUAAUAUCAACUUGCUCAUAAAUUUCUUUGUCAUUAUAUGAGGGUGUCUAGAUUAUAAAGCUGUAUUACAAUAUCACUUAAUACAGGAUUCACGUGUACCAGAAUACAGCUUAUUUUUAUGUAAGUGGUGUGCAAGUAUGGGAAGCAUAAUAAAGUAAAAAAAAAAUGACUUAUUGAAACAAUGUACCACAUGCUUAAGUUCUUGUUUACAGCAAUGAGUAUGAUGUGUUGAAAUGUAGAAAAUUCCAGCAAUUCGUCUCCCAAUGGGAUUCACAACAAUGACACAAUUAAUGUAUUAAAGUCUUUAUGUGAACAGAAACAUAGUAAAUGUUUCAUCAUUCAUGUAGUGAAAUAAAUGUCCUACUCCUUACAGCGCAUGCGCGUAUCGUAACACUGUUACCACUAGCAAAACCCUGAGAUUACUGGCAUCACGAUCAUGAGACUCGAAGUUGUAUAUAUACAUGUAUAUAAUUUUAAAAAAAACCUCUGUCUCAGCCUCUGUCUCUAAUAAUACUUUAUACACGUGUAUCCUCGUUAUCUAGAGUAUGUACUACAUGAUCCUAAUCAAAACUCCUAACCCAUAACACCCCGUACUUAAAUGGGGACCUGGGCGUUGCAAAUCUACCCGUCAUGGCCUAAACCGGUCACUGAGCGACAAUUCAACACAUGCUUGCAAUCGUUUUACUGGAUAUAAUUCAGCUAAAGGCCGACGCUUGCACGUGCUCCUCCAGAAAAUGACAUGCAUCCCUCAGUCUAUAUAAGCAUAGUGAAUCUGAAAUAACGGGGAUGGGUUUCAACACGUCCGUGCAGGAUGAAUUUAGUAGAGGAGUGCAGAAAAGUGAGCGUUGAGUGUUCACGCGGAGUUCUAGGCCUACUUCACGGUGGCC